Messenger RNA from Alnus glutinosa, 1161 nucleotides. RefSeq lists its product as uncharacterized. Lineage: Eukaryota; Viridiplantae; Streptophyta; Magnoliopsida; Fagales; Betulaceae. The record is from RefSeq and is a predicted model, not a curated record. Gene Ontology annotation, biological process: DNA replication; DNA repair; DNA recombination. Gene Ontology annotation, molecular function: DNA binding. The transcript has 9 exons. Gene Ontology annotation, cellular component: nucleus. Bases 1 to 1161 code for a protein of 386 amino acids.
AUGUCAACAACUUCCGUCUCUAAGAUCAAUGGAAUAGAUCAUGCCAUACCUCAUUACGGAUUUGAACUCGCUGAUUAUGAAACUAUAGCGAGUCGUUGCAAUGACAUAACUUAUUUGACUGAUGUCAUUGGUAGAUUAGAAUCAGUUGGAGUUAUUGAAGAGAUUAAAGCAAAAGGUCGUCCAACAAAAGUUCGAAAAAUUCAGUUGUUACUAGAAGAAAACAAAUAUUUGCAAACAACUUUGUGGGGAUCUACAGCACUUCAAGUAGAUGAGGAUUUCUAUGAGAAAAAUACAAGUCCAACUAUUGUAAUAGUAACUUCGACUAUUGUGAAGACUUUCAGGGGUGAAUACAACUUAUCAUCAACAACUGCAACAAGGGUGUACAUCAACCUUAAAAUUCCUGAAGUUGCCAGAGUUCUUGACAAGUUGAACAAUGUCACAGUAUCGGAAGUUAAAGAAUUGAAGAUUGAUCGACCACCGAUGAUUCCAGACGAGGAACUUGCUUUGCGAAACAGAAAGACGGUUGCUGAAAUAAAAAAAAUGGAAUGGAAACCCGAGACAAAGGAAAUAUUAAUUACAUGUUUAUGCAAAGUCAAUAGAAUAGACAACAAGUUUGAAUGGUAUUAUAUUGGUUGUCUUACAUGCAAGACGAAGGUUAAGCUUAUAGGAGGAUCUUUUUGGUGUGAACGUUGUAAGGCGGAACCUAAAUUUUCUGUACCAACGUAUAGGAUACAAAUAGAAGUAUCAGAUACAAUUGAUUCAACAACAUUCAUUGUAUUUGAUAAAGAGGGUGAACAACUUACAGGCAAGACUGCGAAAGAACUUGCAGACAUGCAAGAUGAGAAUUUGAAGGACAAUGUCUUACCAAGAGAAAUGAAAGCAAUAGUUUCCAAUGAAUAUAUAUUCCAAUUGCGACUCAACGACUAUAAUUUGAAAAGAGGAUUAGAGAAUUAUACCGUUUCAAAAAUCUUUGAACCACAUGUUUCACAAGAGGUUCAGAUCCAAAAGGAAACUCCGGCCAACUCUGAACAAAAUACAGAAGACGAACAGACAUUCACUCAACAUUCUUCAAUGUCGUUUUCCUUACCUAUUGAAGAUGUUGAAUCAGAUGAUGAUGAUAUGCCGAUCAAAUUACUUUGCAAACGAAAGCGAUACACUUAA